This is a messenger RNA of Aspergillus fijiensis CBS 313.89, 1847 nucleotides long. RefSeq names its product putative MFS multidrug transporter. Gene Ontology annotation, biological process: transmembrane transport; basic amino acid transport. Gene Ontology annotation, cellular component: fungal-type vacuole membrane. The transcript is spliced from 6 exons. NCBI's taxonomy places the organism in Eukaryota, Fungi, Ascomycota, Eurotiomycetes, Eurotiales, Aspergillaceae. Gene Ontology annotation, molecular function: basic amino acid transmembrane transporter activity. The coding region runs from base 57 to 1718 and encodes 553 amino acids. The record is from RefSeq and is a predicted model, not a curated record.
CAUGCGCAUAUUGGCUUGCUAGUCUCUGACCAGUGGAGACAGUGCCGGAGUCAACGAUGCCAGCGGAAAGAACCCCGACGGAGACAUCCCCGUUGCUGGGCUCUCAAAGUAACACUCAAUCCACAGGGACUAUCUCCAAUAUCGGCGAUGUUGAGGCUGGCACCCAACAGCUCCCCGCGCGGGACGAGGAGGAGAAUCAGACCAAACUUGCGUCGGAGGCACGCCCAAAUCUGAAGUAUAUUCUGCCCGCUAUCUCUAUAGGGAUUUUCCUGUCUGCGGCCGAUCAGACCAUCAUCAUGGCUAGUUAUGGUCAAAUCGGUAGCGAUCUCAAGGCCCUGAAUCUGACAAAUUGGAUCGCCACUUCGUAUUUCUUGACUCUGACUUCAUUCCAACCUCUCUACGGGAAACUGAGUGACAUUUUUGGUCGCAAAACCUGCCUGUUGUUUUCCUAUGCCAUUUUCGGGAUCGGCUGUCUGUUCUGUGGUCUUGCGCAGGAUAUCAACCAGCUCAUCGCUGCACGCGUUUUCCAAGGUGUCGGAGGCGGCGGUAUGACGACUGUAGUGAGCAUCCUCAUGAGCGAUAUCGUGCCUCUCCGCGAACGGGGUGUGUGGCAAGGGAUCAUCAACAUGAUUUACGCGACCGGUGCUGGAGUUGGCGCACCUCUCGGUGGCAUCUUGGCCGAUUACAUCGGCUGGCGAUGGGCAUUCAUCGCGCAGGCACCCCUCUGCGCCCUUGCUUUCGUCGCCGUUACCGUAAUGCUUCACCUGCCGGCCGUGGAGGAUAGUCACUGGCGGACGAAACUCGGGCGCAUCGACUUCCCUGGGGCGAUCGUUCUGGUGGGAGCGGUGUUCGGGUUCCUCCUGGGACUGGACCGCGGCAGCAACGUCUCGUGGACGAUCCCGAUCACGGUGAUCUCGCUGAGCGUGUCCGGGGCGCUGUUCGUGCUUUUCGUGGUGGUCGAGUGCUUCUACGCGGCCGAGCCCUUCGCGCCGGGCCACAUCAUCUUCAACAAGACCUUCUUCGCCGCCUACGGCUGCAACUUCUUCAGCUUCGGCGGCUGGAUGGCUGCCCUCUUCUACAUCCCGCUGUACUUCCAGGCCGUCGACGGCGUCUCGGCCACGGUCGCGGGCCUGCGCCUGCUGCCCAGCAUUCUCGCCGGCGUCAGCGGCUCGCUCUUCGCCGGCUUCGUGAUGAAGUGGACGGGCAAGUUCUACUGGCUGACGGUCUUCGCGUACGCGCUGCUCACGCUGGGCCUAACAAUCACCACCCUCGCCUCCGGCGGUGCGUUCGAGAACACCAUCGUCAUGGUCCUGGGCACGGUCUUCUGUGCCUUUGGAAACGGCAUCGGCGUCACUUCCACGCUGAUCAGCCUAAUCUCCAACGCAACCCCCGAGGACCAAGCCGUCGUAACAGCUUGCUCGUACCUCUUCCGCUCGCUCGGCUCCGUCAUCGGCCUCUCGCUCUCCUCGACAGUCGUGCAGCAGGUCCUCCGGGACCGGCUGCAGUGGGCCCUGCGCGAGAGCGACGACAUCGACCGCAUUGUGGCCGGCGUCCGCCAGAGUCUGGAUUUCAUCAAGACGCUGGAUCCCGCCGUGGCCAGGGUGGUGCGCAGCUGCUACGGCUGGGCGACCAACAAGAGCUUUGCCUUUGUGGUGGGGGUCGUGUUUUGCUCGUUUGUGUCGAGUUUGUUUAUUCAUGAGAAGAGGUUGGCGAGGUGAGGUGGGCUGGGUUUGCUUGUCCGUGGGAUAUGGUUGUUUCACGGUCUCUGGGGAUGGAGGGGGAUGGUUCUGAGGUAUGCCUCUGGCUAUGUUUGUUGAAAAGUUUGGUUUGGUCUUCUUAGCGUGAGG